AUGCGCUACAACUUACUGAUGAAAUCCGUGGAGGCUACAAGGUUAUUUCAUGAAGUGGUUGCUCGAAAAAUCACUCCGAAUGUUUGGACCUUCAGUGUAUUGGUGGAUAUGCUUUGCAAAGAGGGCAUGGCUACAGAUGCACAACGUAUGUUGGAUAUUAUGGUAAAGAGAGGCAUCAAACCUAAUGUGGUAACAUAUAAUACGCUUGUGGACGGUUAUUGCUUGAGAGGAAAAAUGGAUGAGGCAAGGAAAGUAUUUGAUAUGAUGAUUGCCAAGGGUUGUGAAGCUGAUCUGCAUAGUCAUAACAUUUUGAUUAAUGGAUAUUGCAAGAAUGAGUGGAUGGACGUGGCCCUUGGAUUGUUUGAAGAAAUGAGAUCUAAGGGAUUAAUUCCAAAUGUUGUCACUUACAGUUGUCUUAUUGAUGGUCUGUGUAGAGAUGGGCGAGUUCUGGAUGCUCAGGAGCUACUUUCCAAGAUGCAAGAUUAUGGUAUGCUUCCAAAUAUUCAAACGUAUGGUAGUUUACUCAAUAGCUUAUGCAACAAUGGAUGACUUGAAGAGGCAGUCUUAUUAUUUUGAAAUAUGGAAGAGAAGAAGUUACAGCUCGAUAUUGUGAUCUACACUAUCCUCAUUAGAGGGAUGUGCUUCAUUGAUGAAGCCUCAAACUUGCACGGAGAAAUUCAGGAGAAUGGAAAGCAUCCGGACAGUUGCACUUAUAAUUUGAUGAUCCGAGGACUUAUUGCCAAUCAUGAGAUAUCAGCUACAUUUGAUGACGUGGAUAAAAUGGGAAUGACACAGUAUUUGCGGACAUGGACAAGUAGCGAUCAAUCCGCCGUUGUUCGGACCUUCUCUGUUUAUCAAGGCUUGAUUGUCACUUAUCAAAGUGAUUGUUUUUCGUCUAUCUUUGUGCUUGGAACAGAGAACGACGAAGAAAGUGACCAAGACAAAUAUUAUUGUCAUGACUAUGGCAACAACUUUGAUCUUUUGAGACUUACUGCUCCAAGUAAAUUAAUAAUUUCAGAUGUUCAACUCACAAGUCCUAUGCAUUCUAGUUUGUCUGUGUUGGGGAAAUUCGUUAAAUCUGGUAAUGAACCCAACACUGUGGAACUAAAUACUAUACUAAAGGGGUUUUUGCUCCAAGAAAAGGUCAAUGAGGCAGCUGAAUUCUACCGCAAAAUGACAAGGGGAGGUCGAAAGCCUUAUAUCAUUACUUACACCACAUUACUGAAUGGUUUUUGUAAAUUGGGCAACACUACAGCAGCUGUUCAGUUGCUUAGGAAUAUGGAAAAACAUUGCAGCUGCAAGCCUGACAUAGUUGCCUAUAAUACAGUUAUCCACGGCCUUUGCAAGGACGGCCUAGUUGCUUAUGCUCUCAACCUCUUCUCAAAAAUGACCAAUAAAGGUGUUGCUCCAAAUGUUGUUACUUACACAUCCUUAGUACACGGAGCAUGCAUGUUGAGUCAAUCGAAAGAGACUGUGCGGAACUUGAAGAAUGAUGCAAUACACAAGAAUAUGCAUCCAGUUCAACCCAAGUGA
Molecule: messenger RNA, 1533 nt
Organism: Morus notabilis
Lineage: Eukaryota; Viridiplantae; Streptophyta; Magnoliopsida; Rosales; Moraceae
Product: putative pentatricopeptide repeat-containing protein At1g12700, mitochondrial
Exons: 7
Molecular function (GO): protein binding
Source: RefSeq, a predicted model, not a curated record